Messenger RNA from Plodia interpunctella (Indianmeal moth), 3336 nucleotides. RefSeq names its product Regulatory particle non-ATPase 2 (gene Rpn2). Gene Ontology annotation, cellular component: nucleus; proteasome regulatory particle, base subcomplex; proteasome storage granule. Gene Ontology annotation, molecular function: enzyme regulator activity. The transcript has 2 exons. Lineage: Eukaryota; Metazoa; Arthropoda; Insecta; Lepidoptera; Pyralidae. The record is from RefSeq and is a predicted model, not a curated record. Gene Ontology annotation, biological process: regulation of protein catabolic process; proteasome-mediated ubiquitin-dependent protein catabolic process. The coding region runs from base 171 to 3167 and encodes 998 amino acids.
GUAAUUACUUGCAAGAAGUUUUUGCUCUUUAGUUUAUGGUAUUGUCGAUCAAGAAAAAGAGGUGCUUUUUGUCAAAUCAUCACAUUCGUCUACUUUGUGUUAAAUUCAUGAAUUCAGAUUAAUUCAACCAGUCCCUAUUCUCUCAAUCAAUUGUAAAAUAAAAAAGAACAAUGAAUAUCACCUCCGCAGCAGGGAUAAUAUCCCUGCUCGACGAGCCUAUGUCUGAAGUAAAAGAAUUUGCAUUGAAAAGGUUGGACAACAUCGUUGACGAAUUUUGGCCUGAAAUAUCGGAAUCUAUUGAAAAGAUCGAGAUCCUGCAUGAAGACAAAGUGUUUUCUCAGCACCAACUGGCGGCACUGGUCGCCAGUAAAGUUUAUUACCAUUUGGGUGCGUUUGAGGAUUCCUUGACGUAUGCAUUGGGAGCUGGUGAUUUAUUUGACGUGAAUGCUAGAAAUGAAUAUGUGGAUACUACGAUCGCGAAGGCUAUCGACUUCUACACGCAGAAGAGGAAGUCGUUAUUCGUGGAUAGUUCUGGCGAGGCCAUCGACCCGCGACUGGAAGCUAUUGUGAACCGGAUGUUCCAAAGAUGUCUGGAUGACGGCCAAUAUCGACAGGCGCUGGGUUUGGCCCUGGAAACUCGCCGCAUGGACAUCUUCGAGCAGUCCAUCAUGAAGUCUGACGAUGUUGCUGGAAUGCUUCAGUAUGCUUUCACAGUAGCUAUGAGCCUCCUCCAAAACAGAGGAUUCCGCAGUACCGUCCUCCGGUCACUAGUGGGGUUAUACAGAGGACUCAACAUUCCGGAUUAUGUUAACAUGUGUCAAUGUCUCAUCUUCCUGGAAGACCCACUCUCAGUGGCUGAAAUUUUGGACAAACUUACUUCUGGCCCACAGGAAUCUGUCUUGAUGGCAUAUCAAAUAGCUUUUGACUUGUAUGAUUCAGCAACACAACAAUUUCUUGGUAGGGUUUUACAGGCUCUAAGGACCACAGCCCCUAUCCCAAGUGCUCUUGGAGGAAAACCUCAACCUCAAGGUGGACCAUUCCCUGAGUCAUCCAUGGAAGUAGAGACACCUGCUGAAGAGACCAAGAGUUCUGAAAGAGACAUUGACAGCCUCAAUGAUGAAGAAAAGGAACAUCAAAGAAGGGUUGAAAAAUUAAUCUCCAUUCUUGGUGGAGAUGUCUCCAUCGGUUUACAAUUACAAUUCUUAAUAAGAUCUAACCAUGCUGACAUGCUUAUAUUGAAGAAUACAAAGGAUGCAAUAAGAGUGUCCAUUUGUCAUACAGCAACAGUUAUAGCUAAUGCUUUUAUGCAUGCUGGAACUACCAGUGAUCAAUUCCUUAGAGACAACCUUGAGUGGUUAGCCAGGGCCACAAACUGGGCUAAGCUGACUGUCACGGCAUCUCUAGGUGUUAUCCACAGAGGUCACGAAAAUGAAUCCUUAGCUCUUAUGCAAUCUUAUCUCCCUAAAGAAGCCGGACCCUCAUCUGGUUACUCUGAGGGUGGUGGUCUAUAUGCCCUUGGAUUAAUCCAUGCUAACCAUGGGGCCAAUAUCAUUGAUUAUCUUUUAACUCAAUUAAAAGAUGCUCAAAAUGAGAUGGUGCGCCAUGGUGGAUGCCUAGGCUUGGGAUUAGCAGCUAUGGGCACCCAUCGCCAGGAUGUUUAUGAACAGCUAAAGUUCAAUCUUUACCAAGAUGAUGCAGUCACUGGAGAAGCUGCUGGUAUUGCAAUGGGUAUGGUUAUGUUGGGAUCAAGACAUGCUGCUGCUAUUGAAGACAUGGUUGCAUAUGCUCAAGAAACUCAACAUGAAAAGAUCUUGAGAGGUUUGGCCGUUGGCAUUGCCUUCACUAUGUAUGGAAGACUCGAAGAAGCUGAUGCUUUAGUCCAGCAAUUAUUGAGAGACAAGGAUCCACUGUUACGACGUGCAGGAUGCUAUACCAUCGCAACUGCAUAUUGUGGCACUGGUAACAAUGAUUCCAUUCGCACCCUACUGCAUGUUGCUGUAUCUGAUGUAAAUGAUGAUGUCCGUCGUGCAGCUGUCACUGCUCUUGGUUUCUUACUCUUCAGAACACCAGAACAGUGCCCCUCAGUUGUUUCCCUUUUGGCAGAGUCUUACAAUCCUCAUGUACGAUAUGGAGCAGCUAUGGCACUGGGUAUUGCUUGUGCUGGCACAGGAAAUCGCGAGGCAAUUGGCCUUCUAGAACCUAUGGUGAAAUUUGAUCCUGUCAAUUUUGUUAGACAGGGAGCUUUGAUUGCUUCAGCUAUGAUUCUAAUUCAACAAACUGAAACUUUGUGCCCUAAAGUAACCUAUUUCCGUCAACUGUAUGCACAAGUCAUCUCCAACAAGCAUGAAGAUGUUAUGGCUAAGUUCGGCGCUAUUUUAGCUCAGGGGAUUAUUGAUGCUGGUGGACGUAAUGUGACAGUUUCCCUUCAGAACAGAACUGGCCAUAUGAAUAUGUUGGCUGUAGUAGGCAUGCUGGUUUUCACUCAGUACUGGUACUGGUUCCCACUGGCCCACUGCCUGUCUCUUGCCUUUACUCCAACUUGUCUGAUUGCUCUGAACUCUGACUUGAAGAUGCCUCAGCUAGAUUUCAAAUCCAAUGCAAAACCAUCUUUAUAUGCAUACCCUGCCCCUCUAGAAGAGAAAAAGCGUGAAGAAAGGGAACGUGUGACUACUGCAGUGUUGAGCAUUGCAGCGGCUAGAAAUCGUAGACGUGCUCACGGCACAGAAGGUUCAACUGGCAGUGCUUCAUCAUCAUCAAAUUCAAAAAUGGAUGUAGAUGAGGAAGAAAAAAAGCCAACAAAGUCCCCAAACCCGAAUAUUACAGUACAUGGCAAGACAGAAAAAGAUGCAGGCUCAUCUAAAGAUGGAAAGAAAGAGGAAAAAGAAGGAGAAGACAAAGAAACAAAGGAAAAGAAAGAGCCAGAGCCAACAUUUGAAAUUUUGAAUAAUCCAGCCAGGGUGAUGAGGCAGCAACUGAAAGGUCUCACUGUUGUGGAAGGGUCAGGUUUUACACCUCUGAAGGAUAUUACCAUUGGUGGUAUUGUAAUGUUGAACCAUUCUGGAGACAUUGAGCAAGUUCUAGUGGAGCCUGUGGCAGCCUUUGGACCCAAGACGGAAGAGGAAAAGGAACCCGAGCCACCGGAACCCUUCGAAUAUUUGGAUGAUUGAUAUAGUCUCUUUGGCUAAUCUUAUUCAUGUAUUAAUAGACCUAUGAUGUCAAAUGUAUUGAACAAGUUAUGGUAACUAGAGAGUAAAGUGUUGAAGUACAUUGAAUAUUUACUAACAGAAAUUAAAUUAAUGUUUUUCUUUAUCGAAUUAAAUGUCACAUCUUCUUCAA